AAAAAACGCCGCCACCACGGCCAUGGACGAGCAUGGCCCCGGCGGCGAGUGCCGCCGCCUCAAGCAGUCUAUAAUUCUAAGACCAAUACCUGCGUUGGGCAUCGCAGCGAUUCUCAUUUUUUUGCUCACGACGGCCCUCCACACUCCCAGUACGGUACAGGAUGGACCCGUCACGGAGCACGUCAUCCAGGGCGUCGUGAAAUCGGCCGUGGUCGAAGAGGUCGCGGCGAUGCGCGCGCAAGCUACGAGAGGAGGAGCCACCGGCUACCCCCCGGUCAAGAAAUUACACAGCACGAAGAAGCUGAGAGUGCUCAUUACGGGCGGCGCCGGGUUUGUUGGUAGCAACUUGGUAGAUAAAUUGAUGCGAGAAGGCCACGAGGUCACAGUACUGGACAACUUGUUUACGGGACGGAAAAAAAAUAUCGAGCACUGGCUCGGGCACCCGAAUUUCAAUCUAGUUAUAGGUGAUGUAGUAGAACCGGUCAUGCUCGAGGUCGACCAGAUUUAUCACCUGGCCUGUCCCGCUUCUCCCCCACAUUACCAGUACAACCCCAUAAAAACCAUCAAAACAAGUACCGAGGGUACUCUUAAUAUGUUGGGCUUGGCGAAACGAGUCAAAGCUAGAAUAUUAUUAGCAUCAACAUCGGAGAUCUACGGCGACCCCGAGGUCCACCCGCAACCGGAAUCGUACUGGGGCCACGUGAAUACCAUAGGACCGAGAGCCUGUUACGACGAGGGCAAGCGCGUCGCGGAGACGAUGAUGUACGCCUACCAGCGGCAGGGUGGGGUUGAGGUGAGAGUGGCGAGGAUCUUCAACACCUUUGGGAGACGCAUGCACCCGAACGAUGGGCGAGUUGUGUCGAAUUUCAUCAUCCAAGCCUUGCAGAACAAAGAUAUCACGCUGUAUGGCGACGGCUCCCAGACGCGCUCGUUCCAGUUCGUGGAUGACUUGGUGGACGGCUUGCACGCGCUCAUGAACUCGAAUUAUUCAUUACCAGUCAACCUGGGCAAUCCCGACGAGUACACGGUCGGCGACUUCGCGGCCACCAUCAAGCGGCUGACGAAAUCUUCGUCGCGCAUUGUCAGACUGCCGUCGAACCAGGACGAUCCGAAACAGCGCAAGCCCGUGAUCACGACGGCGGAGACGCAUAUCGGCUGGCGGCCGAAGUGGAGCGUCGCUAGAGGGUUGGCCGAGACGAUCGCGUAUUUUGAAAGGGAGCUGGCGGACGCGGGCGGGGAGAUCAUCCCGACGGGGCCGCGCGCGGCGAAGCCGCGGCCGCGCGCGUCGUCCUAGGAUCUCUGUCUAAGUAUAAAAACGUAGAC
Messenger RNA from Pelagomonas calceolata, 1323 nucleotides. NCBI's taxonomy places the organism in Eukaryota, Pelagophyceae, Pelagomonadales, Pelagomonadaceae. The record is from the annotation of a GenBank genome assembly.